AUGUUGAGACGUCUUGGCGUUAGGCUACAAUCCAGUGUGGCUAAAGCACUACCUGUUAAUGUGGAAGCAGUUUAUCAUGCUCCUUUGAAACUGCCUGUUGAACAUGGUGACUUGGUCGCUGAUUUGCAAUUGCGUUCUUACGAUAAUGAGAAUCUCGAUUUUUACUCGGAUUUCAUCCUCAGGGCAGGUUACUACCUAGGUAUGCCAUUGACUGGGCCAAAACCACUCCCCACUAGACGUGAACGUUGGACUGUGAUACGGUCGCCAUUUGCACACGCCAAAUCGAAGGAAAAUUUUGAAAGACACACACAUAAGAGACUUAUCAGAGUCUGGGACUCAAAUCCUGAUGUUGUUCAAAUAUGGCUUUCGUAUAUUUCUAAGCAUGCAAUCACCGGGGUUGGUAUGAAAUGUAAUGUUUAUCAAAAAUCCCCUAUCGCACUGGAAUUGGAUUCUGAUGCUGCUUUACCUCAAAAUAAUACACCGGCAAACUCGAUGGACGAAGCUGUCGGUGAUAAAGUGCUUGAAUUGCUCAAUAGUCCCGAUUUCAAGAGACAUCUGUGA
Molecule: messenger RNA, 561 nt
Organism: Torulaspora delbrueckii
Lineage: Eukaryota; Fungi; Ascomycota; Saccharomycetes; Saccharomycetales; Saccharomycetaceae
Gene: RSM10
Product: mitochondrial 37S ribosomal protein uS10m
Exons: 1
Coding region: 1-561 (186 amino acids)
Biological process (GO): translation
Cellular component (GO): mitochondrion; small ribosomal subunit; ribosome
Molecular function (GO): structural constituent of ribosome
Source: RefSeq, a predicted model, not a curated record